This is a messenger RNA of Erpetoichthys calabaricus (reedfish), 3958 nucleotides long. RefSeq names its product collagen alpha-5(IV) chain-like. NCBI's taxonomy places the organism in Eukaryota, Metazoa, Chordata, Cladistia, Polypteriformes, Polypteridae. Bases 204 to 3845 code for a protein of 1213 amino acids. The transcript is spliced from 40 exons. The record is from RefSeq and is a predicted model, not a curated record. Gene Ontology annotation, cellular component: basement membrane.
AAGGCGAUUUUUAAAAGUGGAAGUGUGUUCAAUCCGAGAGGGCUUUCCCUGGAAACAAACAUUACAGAAUACGAGUAAAGCUGCGAGAAGAGCUGAAACAAGAGUGCACACCAGUUUGAAGAAAGAAAUAGGAUGCAAAGUUUGUGAAAUAUCUACACACUGUCACACUGUAGUGUUCACAGGGCACACUGCAGUGUUUUUGAAUGGAGAUGACUACUUGCUUGAUAAGGAUUAAAAAAAACCCUUUAACUAUUUGGUUGAUAACCACAUUGUAUUUUGGAAAAAUUGUUUGUGGGGGUAACAUUGAAAUUAAUGGUCUCUGUGGUGGACGAGACUGUUCUAUUUGCCAAUGUUUUCCAGCCAAAGGAUCUCGGGGUCGACAAGGUGAUUUAGGUUCCCAGGGCCGACCUGGCCCACAGGGGCCACCAGGACCUCCUGGAUUACAAGGAGGAAAAGGAAGCAGUGGAGAACCUGGCUAUCCUGGUCAUACAGGGGAUCGGGGAGAAAUGGGCCCUAUAGGUGUUCCAGGAUUUCACGGCAUCAGAGGUAUAGAUGGUGUACCAGGUUCUGCUGGUCCAAUGGGUCCUCCAGGUGCUGAUGGCUGCAAAGGAAUGCAAGGUGUUGAUGGAGCCCCUGGAUAUCCAGGAAUUCAAGGAUCAACAGGAAUACAAGGCAUUCCUGGGCGAAAGGGACAAAAAGGAGAGCCCAUCACAGCCUACGUUUGCAUAAAAGGUCUACCUGGUGACGGAGGCCUUUCUGGACUACCUGGUGGAGAUGGAGCAGAGGGUCCACAUGGCCUUAAAGGAGCUAGGGGUCCUGCAGGUGUGCCUGGUCCAAAGGGAACCCAUGGCGUGGUUGGUCUGCAAGGUGAAAGGGGUGUACCAGGCAGGCCAUCACCAGGACCUAAAGGCAAUCAGGGUGAACAAGGCCCACCUGGACCACCUGGAAAAUAUGAAUUUAUUAAUACUCCUGACUUUUGUAAUAAAGGAGAAAAGGGAGAAAAAGGAAAAGAAGGUACAACUGGAAUUCCUGGGCCCCCAUCAGUUCCUCUUCAAGGAGAAAAAGGAGAAAAGGGAGUCCUUGGAUUUCCUGGGAGUCGAGGUAAUCCCGGUUUUCCUGGAAAACCUGGCUUUCGUGGAAGGCUGGGGGCAAAAGGAUCCCAUGGACUGCCUGGAUUAAAUGGAUUUCCUGGACAAAAGGGUCAAAAAGGCGACCUUGGUGAUGCAGGUCCUGUUGAAUAUGUGACUUCAGAAACACCAGGUCCUCUUGGAGAUAUUGGUUUUCCUGGUUUUCCUGGCCCUGAUGGAGAAGAUGGAUGUCCUGGUCAGCCAGGUUUACCAGGACCCAGUGGAAUAUCUGAUAGUGCAAGACCAUUUGGGAUACCAGGACAUCCUGGACCUCUAGGACCUAAAGGAUAUAAGGGCGAAAUAGGAAAAACAGAUGUUGACAUUGGUCUCCCAGGGAAGAGAGGACCUCCAGGAUUACCUGGCCCUGUCGGUCAACCUGGACCAGCAGAGGUUUGCGUCUUUGGACCUUUGGGAGGAACAGGAGAAAAGGGAAAGAGAGGCCCUCCUGGCUUCAUUGGAGUAAAAGGUUAUAAAGGUAUUCCUGGUGACUGUUUUUUUAAUAUGUCAAUGGAUAUGAUGAAAGGAUCUCCCGGAUUUCCUGGUGAGAAAGGUUUUCCAGGAAGAUAUGGAUCACAGGGUGAAACUGGAGACCCUGGUAAUCCUGGGCCAAUAGGAUUGAUAGGACCAAAAGGUAUGCCAGGGAUACCAGGAGAACCAGGUCAAAAGGGAAUGAAAGGCACUAUGACCAUGAUGGACAUUAAAGGUGACAAAGGAGUGAAGGGAGAUCCAGGGUUUGUUGGAUUUGGAGGUGUACAAGGAAGACCUGGUCUUGAUGGUCUCAAUGGACUGAUGGGAAAACCAGGAGAAACCGGAGAAAGGGGUCCUAGUAUGAAAGGAGAAAAGGGAUUAUCAGGUUCAGAAGGCCAACCAGGUCCAACAGGUUUCCGAGGCCCUGCUGGACCUGGAAUUGCUGGCCCCAUUGGAAAACGAGGCUUUCCAGGAGAUCCAGGUCCACCAGGUAUCACUGGUGCCCUAGGCAAUAAAGGACAGAAAGGAGAUGAGCCUGUUUCACCUUGCCCACCUUCAGAUAUGACAGGGGUACCAGGUCCAAAAGGAUUUCAAGGAGUCCCAGGGGAAAGGGGUUUUACUGGAGACCGAGGAUUUCCUGGUCGCAAUGGUCUUGAUGGCCCAAAAGGAGAAAAGGGUGAACAAGGAUUCCCAGGUGCACCUGGACUUGCUGGUAUUCGAGGAAGUACAGGAGAGCAGGGUGAUACAGGUCCCGAAGGAUUAAGAUUAGAUGGUCUCCCAGGUCUCCCAGGUCUUUCAGGUUUACUUGGUCUAAAAGGACAUCCUGGAGACUCUGUCAUCGGCAGUACAGGAAGCCCUGGACAAAAAGGCUUGCCAGGACUCAAUGGCCUCAAAGGACAUACUGGAGCACCAGGAAUUCCAGGAAUCAAUGGAGUCCCUGGAGAGCAGGGUCUUUCAGGUUUCAAAGGACUUCCUGGUGAUCCAGGAAUCAUGGGACCACUCGGGCUGCAGGGGGAAUCACCAGCAGUUUGUAAUCCCGGACCACCAGGAUUACCAGGUCUCGAAGGGGAUAUGGGUCCACAAGGGCUUUCAGGUUUUAAAGGCUUGAAAGGAGAAGUGGGCCUUCCAGGUGUGCCAGGACUGCCUAGGAUCAAAGGACUUAAAGGCAUUCCAGGGAUACCUGGAAUUCCUGGUCUACAAGGUUCCCCAGGUCAACCAGGAUGCCCAGGAGACAUUGGCUAUUCAGGUCCACCAGGACCACCAGGAUUGCGAGGUGCUUCGGGCAUUGAAGGUUUCCCUGGACCUCCCGGAAUACCUGGGAUACCUGGAUCUCCAGGGUCAAAAGGAGAAAAAGGAUUUGAUGGCAAAACAGGCUACACAGGGGAUAUAGGAAACCAAGGAGAAAAAGGUGUUAAAGGUGUACUAGGAUUCCAAGGAGAGGUUCAGAUUAACUACAUCAGAGGAGACAGAGGAGACCCUGGCUUUCCUGGAGAGAUUGGAUUUGUUGGGCCAAGAGGUGAGAAGGGUUUAUCUGGCCUCAAAGGGUUACAUGGAGAUGAUGGCAGAGAUGGCUCUCCUGGAUAUUUGCCUGGCAUAGAUGGUAAAAGGGGGCUUCCUGGACUACCUGGAUUACCUGGAAUUCCAGGUUCAAAAGGCUAUAAUGGGAUAAUUGGAUUUCCCGGAAUGAAUGGUGACCAUGGAGAUCCUGGUUUAUCAGGUACUGUUGGCAAUCCAGGUUUUCCAGGAUUGAAAGGAAUUAAAGGUGAUCAAGGAGAUACUGUUGUCAUGCCGGGAAUUCCUGGAACAAAAGGGCUUCCAGGUGACAGAGGAAACUCAGGAAGGCAAGGUCAAGCAGGAGAUCCAGGUUUUCCAGGCUCAUAUGGACAACCAGGAGAACAAGGUGUACCAGGCGCUCCUGGAAGUCGGGGAAAACCAGGAGAACAAGGUCGAAUGGGAGUUCCUGGUCUAUGUGGCCAAAAUGGAUUAGAGGGGCCUUCAGGAGAUCCAGGAUCCCUUGGAAUACCAGGACCUGACGGUGAUGGAGGACUUAGAGGGCCACCUGGACCACUUGGUCUACAUGGUCUUGAUGGACUAAAAGGACAAAAAGGACAAAAAGGAUCUCCAGGAAGAAGUGAUGAGGGUGAACUUGGGAUCAGCGGACAACCUGGUGUUAAUGGUGAUCCUGGUGAUCAGGGGCCUCCUGGCAUAUAUGAGAAUGGUCCUAAAGGGCCACAGGGUCUUAAAGUAUAAAAUGUUUCAACAGGUCCCUUGGGUCCUCCUGGUCCUCCAGGUCCAGCAGCUGGACCAUGUGAAGGAGCCCCCCAUGGACCUCCUGGUGACACUGGGCUUUCAGGCAUUGAUGG